Xenia sp. Carnegie-2017 is the source of this 2061-nucleotide messenger RNA. Its product is annotated as fatty acid amide hydrolase-like. The record is from RefSeq and is a predicted model, not a curated record. Bases 101 to 1933 code for a protein of 610 amino acids. Lineage: Eukaryota; Metazoa; Cnidaria; Anthozoa; Malacalcyonacea; Xeniidae. The transcript has 19 exons. Gene Ontology annotation, molecular function: catalytic activity.
ACGAUGGUCCAUCGUCCAACUGGUACGUGAAAUAGUCGAUGAACCUUUUACAGAAAUAACUUUUUUAUUUCCUCUGUAAUUUUAAACCCGUCAUUGCAUUAUGGCUGGUGUUUUAGCCGCUAUUAUUUACGCUGGCAUUGCAACGUAUGCUGUUUUCUGUUUCAUGGACUGGAUAAAAAUGAGGCGAAGAGAUAUGGUCAAGAAAGUCAAGGGAAAGCCGAACGAACCCGUUGAAUGCAAAAUACACGACGGGGAAUUUCCAGUACUCUCAGGAUGGAAGUUGUAUUUGUUACAUUGUAUUUUUACAUGGAAAUUUGCUGCAUUUCUAAAAAACAUCAUUGCCAAAGAAGCCCUCAAAAAUGCAGAUGUUCACUAUUUACGGCAGAUGGCAAUCCCUGAUCAUCCCACCCUUAUCCCUCAAGUAUUGCCGACUAAAGAACAAGAUUGUCCACCGGAAGACAUACAGGCAUUGUUGAAAAAACCUUCUAAUGUCAAAGGAUUUCAACAUAUAUCUAUUGCCAAACUGAUUGAAGCAUACAAGAGCGGCAAAACAACACCAUACGAAGUCACUACAAAUGCACUAAAAGCCAUUGAAAUGUCCGAGAAGGAUGAGAUGGCUCUCAAAGCUUUCGUUCAAGUCAACAAAAUGGAUGCAUUGAAGAUGGCUGAAGAAUCAACGAAGCGCUAUGCUGAGAAAAAGAUAUUAUCUCUUAUUGAUGGGAUUCCUUUUGGUGUUAAAGAAGAGACACAAGUGGCUGGCUAUCAUACAAGAUAUGGUACAUCAUUCAUGGGCGAAGAAGUUGAACAAACUGAUAGCAACCUGAUUUCGCGUUUAAAAGAACUGGGUGCUGUUAUCAUUGGAGUAACAAAUAUGCAUGAGUUAGGAAUGGGUACUACUGGUGUCAAUCCUAACAGAUACCAUGGUACCACCCGUAAUCCUUAUAAUCUAAGUUGCUACAGCGGUGGAAGUUCUAGUGGUUCAGCAUCAGCUGUCGCUGCUGGUUUAUGUCCGUUUGCUCUUGGUUUUGACGGAGGUGGAUCGAUUCGUAUUCCCUCAACUUUGUGUGGUGUUGUUGGAAUGAAGCCCACUUUUGGUAGAUUGACCUUACAAACGCCAUGGACAGGAAGCUUCUCUAUUACACACGCUGGUCCCAUCUGCAAUAACGUUCGCGAUACAGCGAUAAUAUAUUCUCUUGUCUCUGGUCGCGAUCCUGAAUACCCUCCUGGAAUGAUCCAACCAGAACAUGCCACUCUUAAAGAUUUUGAAAAUAUGGAUCUUUCAAAUUUGAACAUUGGCGUUGACUGGGAUUAUGCACAGUGUGCCGAUGAAGAGAUCGUCGAGCAUUUUAAAAAAGGUGUUGAAUACCUAAAGGAAAAGGGCGCAAAUAUCGUCUCUAUACAAAUUCCUGAACUGGAAGAAACGCGCACCGCUCACGGAAUCACAAUAUCUACGGAAAUGGUGGCUUCAAUAGACAGUAAACAUCCCAAUGAAUUCGAACAGUUGAACCCAGACACGUUUAUUCUUAUGAGUUUUUUUAAGAAAUUCGAGCCAACGGAUUAUCUGCUGGCGCAAAAACAAAGGACUCGCGCUAUCGGAUUUAUGAAAGAAAUCUUCUCAAAUGUCGAUUGUAUUCUAACACCAGGAUCUGCUUGCACAGCUAAAGAAAUACCUUGGGAUUACUUAAACUGUGGAAUGAAUGAUAUCUCUACAACGAUAAAACACAUGAGAUUUCAUUUCUUGGGCAACUUCACCGGCAUUCCCGGAGUUGUUGUGCCCAUUGGAUAUGACAACAAGGGUCUUCCUGUGGCAAUGCAAGUAAUGGCAUCAUGGUGGGAUGAGCAUGUCGCGUUACGCGUGGCUCAUUGUCUCGAGGGCAUGGUAACGAGAAAGAAACCGGAAGUUUAUUUUGACAUCAUGAAUCCAAAACAAUGAUAUAGUUUGCUGCAGGCAAAAAUGACUGUGAGUAUAUUAAUCGAUGCGUCUGAUCUUUGUAAAACAAUCUCGAAUGUUCAAAUUGAUUGUUUAAUGCAGGAUUAUAAAUAAAAAUGAUUUACAAAGUA